Striga asiatica is the source of this 408-nucleotide messenger RNA. Lineage: Eukaryota; Viridiplantae; Streptophyta; Magnoliopsida; Lamiales; Orobanchaceae. The record is from the annotation of a GenBank genome assembly.
AUGAAAUGUGGCACUUCAGGACAUAAUUCAGCUACAUGUGGAAAAAGGAAAAGGACCUCAAUGACUGUAGGUGUUAACAACUCCCUCAACCAACAAGCAAGCUCCUUGAACCCAACAGUUUUCAUACAAGAGAUCCUCAAUCAACAAUCCCAGACUCGGUUUAUGCUAACUCCACAGCCACAUGUGCCAGGCCCAUCAAUGUAUGAUCAACUAAUGGGUACCAACAUGCCACAACUAUCAAGAGCUACACAUGGACCUAUUAUCCGAGGGCCUGCAGCUUUCACUGGAGAAAGACCAUUAUUCUCUGCAGGAAGUAGCAUAACAUCAGUCUCUGCAGCUUCAGUAGUGGUGGUUGACCAGGGCAAGAAAUUAAUGGUACUCAACCGGCAAGACAAGGCAAAAAAAUGA